GAGAGAGAGAGAGAGAGAGAGAGACAGGGAGCCCAGAGAAUUUUCCAUUUGCCGUUUCCAUCCCCAGCCCAACAAACAAUCAUCAUGAGCAACGACUACGAUUAUUUGUUCAAGCUUUUGCUAAUCGGGGACUCCUCCGUCGGAAAAUCCUGUUUGCUCCUCAGAUUCGCGGACGAUUCCUAUGUUGACAGCUACAUAAGUACCAUCGGAGUUGAUUUUAAAAUCAGAACUGUGGAACUGGAUGGGAAGACAAUCAAGCUGCAGAUUUGGGACACUGCUGGACAGGAGCGGUUCAGGACUAUAACAAGCAGUUACUACCGAGGAGCACAUGGAAUAAUUAUUGUCUAUGAUGUUACCGAGAUGGAAAGUUUCAAUAAUGUCAAGCAGUGGUUGAAUGAAAUCGAUAGAUAUGCAAAUGACAGUGUGUGCAAGCUUCUAGUUGGGAAUAAGUGUGAUUUGGUUGAGAACAAGGUCGUGGACACACAAACAGCAAAGGCAUUUGCAGAUGAGCUUGGGAUCCCUUUCCUUGAGACAAGUGCUAAAGACUCUAUCAAUGUGGAACAAGCUUUCUUGACCAUGGCUGGCGAGAUCAAGAAGAAAAUGGGCAACCAACCAACUGCAAACAAGUCAACAGGAACUGUUCAAAUGAAGGGGCAGCCAAUCCAGCAGAACAGCAACUGUUGUGGAUAAGCAUGGCCAUCGUAGAUUUUAGUUUCUGUUAUAAAUAUGUAAGACAUUGAAACUUUGUUGACUGUACUCUUAUGGAUCUAUCAGAAUCUGUGAAAUAUGGCUGCUUAAUUCAA
Molecule: messenger RNA, 803 nt
Organism: Juglans microcarpa x Juglans regia
Lineage: Eukaryota; Viridiplantae; Streptophyta; Magnoliopsida; Fagales; Juglandaceae
Product: ras-related protein RABD1
Exons: 9
Coding region: 85-690 (201 amino acids)
Molecular function (GO): GTP binding; GTPase activity
Source: RefSeq, a predicted model, not a curated record